CAAAGAAAAGAAACUAUCAUCUUCUCAAGUAAUAAAAAAGAAAAAAAAAAGUAGUUGUUGUAGUUCAAGCUGAAGCAACAUUAUGAUAGUUAAUGCAAUAAAUUGCAUCAGGCAACGGACAAAAUGGUAUACAGGGAGGGGUGUCCUGCAAAAUAACUUAUAUAUCUUCUUCCAUAGGCCAUAAGGGGGUUGUUUUUGUUUCUGCAACUAAAACUACAGUACCCAAAAUCAUAGAACAUAGAACAUUAUCUAAAAUCAUCGACUUGAUUGCAAAGGGAAAUCAUUGUUAAAAGACAAACAAUCCAGAAGAAAAACCUAUAGUAUAAAUUAGAGAUACCACCGCCACAGCCAUCACCCGAAUGGUAAACAAAUACUACUAUUAAAAGAACUCCAGACACUCAUAAACAGCAGCGAUCCUGUGCUAUUCCUUUCGUCGUUAUCAUAUUCGUAACAUGGACAAGAAUAGGAUGCAUAUAUACAUAAUUAUGUAUAUAUAAUGCACAAAUUAACCCUAGAAAUUCUAGUCUUCUGAAUUGUGGCCCGUUUCAGAUAACUUUCUUGGCAUUCACUAUCAUCCAUCCAGUUUCCUCUUUGAUUCAAUACCACAUGUAAUUAAAAAAGCUAUGAUGCACGGACACGCCUGCCAAGUGGCGUGUCCGAGUCGACACGCGUGUCGGACACGGACACGCGUGGGACACGGGGGAUACGUCUUGGACACGCGAAAAUCCGUGUCCGUUUUUUUUUUGAAUUUCUUCUGUACGGACACGGGCCGUCUCACCCAGACACGGUCCGUUUUGUGAUGGACACGCAAUUACGGCUUUACAAGCCCAACUUCCUCCAUUCUCUCUGACUCUCUCACAUUCUCAAUUCCUCCAUUCACAAUUCACAAACCUACUGCCUUACUCAAGCUCCCUGAGUCCCAGACCGUCAGCCACUCACCGUCGCGCCGAUAACCGCCGUCGCUUCACCUGCUGCUGCUGGUCCAGACCGUCACUCAGUUCACCGUCGCUUCGUCGCCUACAGCCUACUCUCACAGAGACACAGACUUCACUCGCCGCUCGUUGUUCGUCCUCAGCCACCACCCCAGUGUCGCCAGCCACCAGUCCACCAGACCACCACCAGGUUUCAGGCUGUCGUUGUUCGUCCUCAGCCACCAGUCCACCACCCAGUACCGUCCGUCGCCACUCGCCAGCCACCAGUCCACCACCAGGUAAGGGUUAUGUGACUUCUGUCUUCUGUACUUUGUUUUCUGAAAUUCAAUUGCUGAAUGCUGAUGUUAAUUGUGAGGUGGAGCCGUGGAGGCAGUAUCACUGUAAUUCGCAAUUGUUAAUUGUUAAAUGUGAUGUUAAUUGUUAAUUGUGAUGUUAAUUGUGAGAUGGGUUCAGCUGUCAAAUUGUAUUGUGCCCUGGUUGCUGAAAUUGUAUUGUAUUGUUGACUCGCUGACUUGCUGGUUGCUGAAAUUGUAUUGCUGAGUUGCUGACUUGCUGGUUGCUGAAAUUGUAUUGCUGACUUGCUGGUUGCUGAAAUUGUAUUGUUGUGUUGCUCACUUUGUUGUGUUGUCUUGCUGAAAUGUGCUGUUGUGUUGCUGAAAUUGUCAGGAAUGUCUUCUAGUUCCUCUGCUUCAUGCAAUGUCAGUGGUAGUAGUAAUUCAUCUGAGUCAAUGAAAGACCUCUACCCUUUGUGGAAGUUUGUUGUUAAGGGUGAUAAAAUAUCGGGUGGUGGAGGAAAUUAUAAUUGGAAAUGUAACUUUUGCGGCGAAGUUAAAAAUGGUUCAUACACUAGAGUGAAAGCUCAUUUGCUAGGUGAACAAGGGAAAGGGAUUCAAACUUGUAAUAAAGUGAAAAUUGAUGACCUUGCUAAACUAAGAUCGCUUCAUCGUGAAUCCGAGGAUUAUAAAAAAUCUUUGUUACCAAAAGUUCCACCUUUUUCAAAUGAACCCAUAUCUUCUCACACAUCAACUGAAGCUACAUCAAUGAGACUAGGUUCAUUUGAUAAUGUAAAGAAGAGGAAAUCAAAAAAUACAAUUUCCGAUGCUUUUAAUGUGAAAUCUCGUGACCACUUGGAUUCUGAAAUUGCUAGAAUGUUUUACACAGGGGGGUUGCCUUUUAAUCUUGCUAGAAACCCUUACUAUGUUAGUUCAUAUACAAUGGCUGCCAAUUCUAAUCUCUCUGGUUAUAAGCCUCCUCCCGGAUACAACAAACUUAGAACAACUUUGCUUUGUAAAGAGACAGAAAAUGUGGAUAGGUUAUUACAACCUAUGAAAGCCACAUGGAAAACAAAAGGUGUUAGCAUUGUUAGUGAUGGGUGGAGUGAUCCACAAAGAAGGCCUUUGAUUAACAUUAUGAUUGCUUCUGAAACGGGUCCUAUGUUUAUGAAAGCUAUUGAUUGCUCGGGUGAGAUUAAGGACAAAGAUUUCAUUGCUACCUUACUAAGUGAGGUGAUUGAUGAAAUUGGAGAUCAAAAUGUUGUUCAAAUAAUCACAGAUAAUGCAAGUAAUUGUAAGGCUGCAGGGGAAUUGGUUGAGGGUAGGUAUCCUCAUAUAUAUUGGACACCAUGUGUUGUUCAUACACUUAAUCUUGCAAUGAAAAGCAUCUGUGCAGCUAAGAAUGUGUUGAAUAAUGUUGAAGUAUAUGAUGAAUGUCAUUGGAUAACGGAAGUUCAUGCAGAUGCCUUGUUCAUUAAAAAUUACAUAAUGAAUCAUUCGAUGAGGCUUUCAAUGUUCAAUAAGUUUUCGCCAUUAAAACUACUUUGCAUUGCCGACACUCGUUUUGCUUCAAUUGUGUGCAUGCUUAAAAGGUUGAAACUCCUUAAAACAUCACUUCAAUCAAUGGUUAUUAGUGAGAAUUGGUCCUUAUACAAGGAUGAUCGACGCGGGCAAGCCUCACAUGUAAGGGAAAAGAUUUUGGAUGAAAUAUGGUGGGAAAAAGUUGAUUACAUUCUUGAUUUUACACGCCCAAUCUAUGAGAUGAUUAGGGUUUGUGACACCGACAAAUCUUCCUUGCAUUUGGUUUAUGAAAGAUGGGACAUUAUGGUUCAAAAGGUGAAAGAUGCCAUCUACAAGAAAGAGGGUAAACUAGAUUAUGAACAAUCUACCUUCUUUAAUGUAGUUAAAGGGAUUCUUAGUAGUCGUUGGAGUAAGGGUAGUACUCCACUUCAUUCAUUAGCACAUUCUUUGAAUCCAAGAUUUUACACGGAAGAAUGGCUUAAUGAGGUCCCGGGACGAGUUGCUCCAAAUGCCGACAAUGAAAUUUCCACACAAAGAUUACAAUGCUUUCGAAGGCUUUUCCAAAGUCCCGAUGAAAGAUUCAAGAUCAACACGGAAUUUGCAAUAUUCUCACAAAAAUCAGAGGGGAUCUUUCUCAACAUUGAUUGCAUGCAUGAUAUGGCUUUGAUGGAUGCUAAAAAUUGGUGGGCAACUUAUGGUUCCCAAGUGCCUAUGCUUCAAGGUUUGGCUUAUAAGCUAUUAGGUCAACCUUCUUCCUCUUCUUGUAGUGAAAGGAAUUGGAGCACCUAUAAGUUUAUUCAUUCUUGCACUAGAAAUAAGCUUACUCCUAAACGUGCUCAAGACUUGGUAUACAUUCAUAACAACCUUCGAUUACUUUCUAGGAGAAGUGAAGAAUACACUAAGGGGAGAUCUAAGUUGUGGGAUGUGGGUGGAGAUGAGCAUGACAACCUAGGAGAGGUUGGUAUUCUAGAGAUGGCCGAGCUCUCACUUGAUGAACCCGAGAUGGAGAAUAUGAUUUUUGAUGAUGUACUUGGUGAUGGUGAAGAAUGAAACUAUUAGUACUUUUGUUUAUUUUAUUUAUGAUUUGUAAAACUAUUAUUAAGACAUGUAUUUGGUUUGAUGGUUUCUUGAUAUGUAUGAGACUACGUUCGUACACUUUGUUUAUUUACUUGUUUUAACAAAAUUGUGUGUUUUGAGGCUAAUUAUUUAGUGUUUUAUUGAAUAGGUUGUCAAGUUCUCGUUUUUUUGAUAUAUUAUAUGCCUUGUUAUAUGCCGUACCCGUGUCCCCUAUUUCGGGAUUGCCGUUUUCCCGUGUCCGUAUGGUGUCCGUGUCGGUAUCCGUGCAACAUAGUAAAAAAGCUUACAUUUCUCUGAUUCUCAAUUAAAAGAACUAACAUUUAAGCAUAGAAAUUCAACUUAGUUUGCAUAAACGAUUCCCAAAUUCAAUAAUUAAUCAUUAUAAAUCAUUAUACUUCGUAUUAAUUGAAACAUCAUUCUAAUUCUCCACUUCAAUCAAUUAAACACAAUUUAUCAAUCUCCAAAUCAAAUCAAAACAUCAUCUUAAUCAAUUAUAUCAUUCCCCAAUUCAAUCAAUUUAAAAC
Chenopodium quinoa (quinoa) is the source of this 4326-nucleotide messenger RNA. RefSeq lists its product as uncharacterized. Bases 1601 to 3775 code for a protein of 724 amino acids. Gene Ontology annotation, molecular function: protein dimerization activity. The transcript has 3 exons. The record is from RefSeq and is a predicted model, not a curated record. Lineage: Eukaryota; Viridiplantae; Streptophyta; Magnoliopsida; Caryophyllales; Amaranthaceae.